UCCCUGGAAGCCUCCGGCUGAGCUGCAUUCCUGUCCAUUCACACGAAGGGAGCAGCCGUGGUGAGCACGCUAGUACUCCGCGACAAGAGUGGAAAUGUCCCCAAGUUUUGGAAUUUAACCAUGGCAAGGAUAUCUAAUCCAAGGAUCACUUGAAUUUGGCUCUCUGCCGUGCUGCCGAGGAUGAUGCUUUGGAUGACAGCUCCGAACACAGAGAAAAGGACAGCGGAUCAAUAGGAGCUUUCCCUUUUUUCCCUUUGGCUCAUCCACCCUCCUUCCAGAGGAACACAGCCAAACGCAAACCGAUCAGAACCAGGGACCAAGUGCUGGAGUGAACCGACCUCCCCGUCGCUUCCCAGAGCUUUGUACCUCGCAAGCCCCAGAUAUGUGGCCCCUGCAAUGGUCAAUCACUGCCCCCCGCCUGGGGAACAUGCUCUUUCUAGGGGUGCUGGUCUUGAUUACAGGCCCGUCCCAGACGAGAGGCCAACCUCAGCCCUUCAAAGCAUUCUCCCCCGCAGAGUGGGGACUGACCCACCUGGCCAUUCACAACAAGACGGGUGAGGUCUAUGUUGGGGCAGUCAAUUGGAUCUUCAAGCUCUCCAGUAACCUUACCAAGCUGCGUAGCCACGUGACUGGGCCCGUGGUAGACAAUGAGAAGUGCUACCCCCCGCCUAGUGUCCAGUCGUGCCCCCAUGACCUGGCCCAUACCAGCAAUGUCAACAAGCUGCUUCUCAUCGACUACGCCCAGAACCGGCUCAUUGCCUGCGGUAGCACCUCCCAGGGAAUUUGCCAGUUCCUCCGGCUAGACGACCUGUUCAAACUGGGCGAGCCACACCACCGUAAGGAGCACUACUUGUCCAGUGUGGCCGAGUCUGGCACCAUGUCCGGGGUCAUCAUCACCUCUCCCCACGGCCCCGCCAGCAAGCUGUUCAUCGGCACGCCCAUUGACGGCAAGUCUGAGUAUUUCCCAACGCUAUCCAGCCGCAAGCUGAUGGCCAACGAGGAGAAUGCUGACAUGUUCAGCUUUGUCUACCAGGACGAGUUUGUGUCUUCCCAGCUCAAGAUCCCUUCAGACACACUCUCUAAGUUUCCCGCCUUUGACAUCUACUACAUCUACAGCUUUAGCAGUGAGCAGUUUGUCUAUUACCUGACCAUGCAGCUGGACACUCAGCUCACCUCGCCCGAUGCCUCUGGGGAACAGUUUUUCACCUCCAAGAUAGUACGACUCUGCGUGGACGAUCCCAAGUUCUACUCGUACGUUGAGUUCCCCAUUGGCUGCACCAAGGACGGUGUGGAGUACCGUCUGGUCCAGGAUGCUUACCUUAGCCGCCCUGGCAAGCAGUUAGCCAACUCCUUAGGAAUCUCCGAAGACGAGGACAUCCUGUUCACCGUGUUCUCGCAGGGUCAGAAGAACCGGGCCAAGCCGCCCAAGGAGUCGGCCCUUUGUUUGUUCACCCUGCGCCGCAUCAAGGAGAAGAUCAAGGAGCGCAUCCAGUCAUGCUACCGGGGAGAGGGGAAGCUUUCCCUGCCCUGGCUGCUCAACAAGGAGUUGGCCUGCAUCAACUCGCCUCUCCAGAUUGAUGACAACUUCUGUGGUCAGGACUUUAAUCAGCCACUGGGUGGGACCAGCACCAUAGAAGGAAUACCGCUCUUCAUCGACAAAGACGACGGCAUGACCUCCGUUGCCGCUUACGAUUACCGCGGUAAUACAGUGGCCUUUGCCGGCACGCGCAAUGGCAGGAUGAAGAAGAUCCUGGUGAACUCUGUGAUCCCCACGCGUCCAGCAGUGCUCUAUGAGAACGUGGUGGUGAGUGAUGGCUCCAUCCUCCGUGACCUACUCUUCUCUCCUGACCUCCAACAUAUCUACACACUGUCCGACAAACAGGUGAGCCGUGUUCCGGUGGAGAGUUGUCAGCAGUACUCGACCUGUGGACAGUGUCUCGGCUCCAAGGACCCCCACUGUGGCUGGUGUGUCCUCCACAACGUGUGUUCCCGUAAGGACCGAUGUGAGAGAGCAGAUGAGCCUCAACGCUUCGCCUCGGACCAGCACCAGUGUGUAGGACUCACCGUCCAGCCCAACAGCCUGUCUGUCACCAUGUCCCAAGUCCAGCUGGUGCUGGAGGCGCACAACGUCCCUGACCUCCAGGCGGGGGUCAACUGCUCCUUCGAGGGCUACGUGGAGACCGAGGGACACAUCCAGGGGGGCCACAUCUACUGCCUGUCACCGUCGGCUCGUGACAUCAUCCCCAUCACCCGCAACCAAGGGCAUAAGCGAGUGGUGAAGCUCUACCUCAAGUCCAAGGAGACUGGCAAGACAUUUGCCGGCGUGGACUUUGUCUUUUACAACUGCAGCGUGCACUCCUCGUGCCUGUCCUGUGUCAAGGGUUCCUUCCCCUGCCACUGGUGUAAGUACCGGCAUCUCUGCACCCAGAACGCCAACGACUGCUCCUUCCAGGAGGGCCGCGUCAACGUGUCCGAGGACUGUCCGCAGAUUCUGCCCUCCACUCAGAUCUACAUCCCUGUGGGCGUGACCAAGCCCAUCACCCUUGCCGCCCGCAACCUGCCCCAGCCCCAGUCUGGGCAGAGAAACUACGAGUGUGUGUUCCUGGUGCAGGGCGUGGAGUACAGCGUCACCGCCCUGCGCUUCAACAGCACCAGCAUCCAGUGUCAGAAGACCUCGUACACCUACGAGGGAAACGACAUCAGCGAUCUGCCUGUGAACCUGUCGGUGGUGUGGAACGGAGACUUUGUCAUCGACAACCCCUACAACAUCCAGGCCCACCUGUACAAGUGCUACGCUCUGCGGGACAGCUGUGGAAUGUGUCUGAAGGCUGACCCCAGGUUUGAGUGUGGCUGGUGUGUCCAGGAGAAGAAGUGUUCCCUGAGGCAGGAGUGUGCCCCGCUGGAGAGCAGCUGGAUGCACGCCACCACAGGCAGCAGCCGCUGUGCCAACCCGAAGAUCACCAAGCUGUCCCCGGAGACGGGCCCCAGGCAGGGGGGGACCAUGCUGACCAUCAUGGGGGAGAACCUGGGCCUGCAGUUCAAGGACAUCCAGACUGGGGUGCGCAUCGGCAAGGUGGCCUGUUCUCCGGUGGAGGCGGAGUACGUCAGCGCUGAGCAAAUUGUGUGUAAGCUGGCGGAUGCCACAGGUUACCGGGUCCAGGAGGCUCAUGUGGAAGUGUGUGUGAGGGACUGCACCCACGCCGAAUACAAAGCCAUCUCCCCCAAGGCGUUCACCUUCGUGUCUCCCUACUUCACGCGUGUGCAGCCGUCCAACGGGCCUGUCUCCGGGGGCACCCGGAUCACCAUCGAGGGUAGCCACCUGAACGCGGGCAGCGCUGUGGCCAUCAAGAUCGGCCUCCACCCCUGCCGCUUCGAGAGGCGGAGCGCCAGGGAGAUAGUAUGUGUGACUCCGGCGGGGCUGAGUCCUGGAGGGACCCCCGUCAUGGUGGACAUCAAUUCAGCGGAGCUCAGGAACCCUGAGGUGAAGUUCAACUACACCGAGGACCCCAACAUCCUGAAGAUUGAACCUGACUGGAGCAUCGCCAGCGGCGGCACCCUGUUGACCAUCACUGGCACCAACCUGGCGACCGUCAGGGAGCCCAAGAUGAGGGCUAAGUACGGGAAGGCCCAGUCUGUUAAUAACUGCACAGUGCUCAACAACACUGUAAUGGUGUGUCUGGCGCCCUCUGUGGUUGGCUCAGAGAAGGGCUUCUCAGAGACAGGGAGCUCUCCGGAUGAGAUCGGCUUCGUCAUGGACGAUGUACGCACCACACUGGUGGUCAACGAGACCUUCAGUUUCUACCCGGACCCCAUCAUAGAACAACUAAGCCCCAGUGGCCUUCUGGAGCUCAAACCCAGCUCUCCACUCAUCAUCAAGGGUAAAAAUCUGACCCCCAUGGUGCCCGGUAACUGGCGGCUGAACUACACGGUGCUGAUUGGGGAGACGGCGUGCGUCCUCACCCUGUCCGACAGCCAGCUCCUCUGUGAGUGGCCAAACCUCACCGGAGAACACGUGGUCACUGUGCGUGUUGGCGGUUUCGAGUACUCCCCCGGGACUCUCCUGAUGUACUCCGAUAGCGUGCUGACCCUGCCCGCCAUCAUCGGCAUUGGAGGGGGCGGCGGCCUGCUGCUGCUGGUCAUCAUCGCCGUGCUCAUCGCCUACAAGAGGAAGUCGCGGGACGCCGACCGCACCCUGAAACGCCUGCAGCUGCAGAUGGACAACCUGGAGUCCCGGGUGGCCCUGGAGUGUAAAGAAGCCUUUGCGGAGCUUCAGACAGACAUCCAUGAGUUGACCCAGGAGCUGGACGGAGCGGGCAUCCCCUUCCUGGACUACAGGACCUACGCCAUGAGGGUGCUGUUCCCUGGCAUCGAGGACCACCCCGUGCUCAAGGAGAUGGAGGUACGGGUCCAGGCCAACGUGGAGAAGGCUCUCACCCUGUUCGGCCAGCUGCUCACCAAGAAGCACUUCCUGUUGACCUUCAUACGCACGCUGGAGGCCCAGCGCUCCUUCUCUAUGCGCGACCGUGGCAACGUGGCGUCGCUGGUCAUGACGGCGCUCCAGGGGGAGAUGGAGUACGCCACAGGGGUGUUGAAGCAGCUGCUGUCUGACCUCAUUGACAAAAACCUGGAGAGCAAGAACCACCCCAAGCUGUUGUUGAGAAGGACUGAGUCAGUGGCUGAAAAGAUGCUCACCAACUGGUUCACCUUCCUGCUCUAUAAGUUUCUGAAGGAGUGUGCGGGGGAGCCCCUGUUCAUGCUGUACUGUGCCAUGAAGCAGCAGAUGGAGAAAGGGCCCAUAGAUGCCAUCACAGGAGAGGCUCGAUAUUCACUCAGUGAGGACAAGCUCAUCCGCCAGCAGAUCGACUACAAGACCUUGACCCUGCACUGUGUAAACCCGGAGAACGAGAAUGCCCCAGAGGUGACGGUAAAGGGGCUGAACUGUGAUACAAUAACCCAGGUAAAGGAGAAGCUGCUGGAUGCCGUGUUCAAAGGCAGCCCCUACUCACAGAGACCCAAGGCUGGAGACAUGGACCUGGAGUGGCGUCAGGGCCGGAUGGCGAGGAUCAUUCUUCAAGACGAAGAUGUCACCACCAAGAUAGACAAUGACUGGAAGAGACUCAAUACACUGGCUCACUACCAGGUGACUGAUGGCUCAGUGAUUGCCCUGGUGCCCAAACAGAAUUCCGCCUACAACAUCUCCAACUCCUCCACCUUUACAAAGUCUCUCAGCAGAUAUGAGAGCAUGCUGAGGACGGCCAGUAGUCCAGACAGCCUGCGCUCCCGCACCCCCAUGAUCACUCCCGACCUGGAGAGCGGCACCAAGCUCUGGCACCUGGUGAAGAACCACGACCACUCUGACCAGCGCGAGGGUGACCGCGGCAGCAAGAUGGUGUCCGAGAUCUACCUCACCCGUCUGCUGGCCACCAAGGGUACUUUGCAGAAGUUUGUAGACGACCUGUUUGAGACCAUCUUCAGCACGGCCCACCGAGGCAGUGCCCUCCCGCUCGCCAUCAAGUACAUGUUUGACUUCCUGGAUGAGCAGGCGGACAAACACUCCAUCUCUGACUCGGAUGUACGACAUACGUGGAAGAGCAACUGUCUUCCUCUGAGGUUCUGGGUGAACGUGAUAAAGAACCCCCAGUUUGUGUUCGACAUCCACAAGAACAGCAUCACGGACGCCUGUCUGUCGGUGGUGGCUCAGACAUUUAUGGACUCCUGCUCCACGUCUGAACACAAGCUGGGCAAAGACUCUCCCUCCAACAAGCUGCUCUAUGCUAAAGACAUCCCCAACUACAAGAACUGGGUUGAACGGUACUACUCGGACAUCUCCAGGAUGCCCGUCAUCAGUGACCAGGACAUGAGUGCUUACUUGGCAGAACAGUCCCGUCUGCACCUCAGCCAGUUCAACAGCAUGAGUGCCCUGCACGAGAUCUACUCCUACAUCGUCAAGUACAAGGACGAGAUCCUGUCGGCUCUGGAGCGGGACGAACAGUCGCGGAGGCAGAGACUGAGAAGCAAGCUGGAGCAGGUCAUCGACACAAUGGCCCUCGCCAGCUGAGGACUCAUCCUUCACUUCGGCCUCAUCUUCCUCUUCUCCAUCUUCCUCUCUCCUCACCCAGAGGGAACAGAACUCGGACAGCGUGGUUUUCACCCCCACCCCCUCCCCAAAGCACGCGAUGUGGCGCUAUUGCGAGGGUGGAACGCAGCACACUGAACAUAGGGGAUUCAGCAGUACUGGGCGGGCCUGUGUGUGUGAAUGUGUGUGUAAAUGCAGGUCUAUAUAUAUAUGUGUGUGUGUGUGUGUGUGUGUGUGUGUGUG
Esox lucius (northern pike) is the source of this 6319-nucleotide messenger RNA. RefSeq names its product plexin-A1. The record is from RefSeq and is a predicted model, not a curated record. Gene Ontology annotation, cellular component: semaphorin receptor complex. Gene Ontology annotation, biological process: negative regulation of cell adhesion; regulation of cell migration; regulation of GTPase activity. NCBI's taxonomy places the organism in Eukaryota, Metazoa, Chordata, Actinopteri, Esociformes, Esocidae. Gene Ontology annotation, molecular function: protein binding; semaphorin receptor activity. The transcript has 32 exons. Bases 383 to 6058 code for a protein of 1891 amino acids.